Phycomyces blakesleeanus NRRL 1555(-) is the source of this 498-nucleotide messenger RNA. RefSeq lists its product as hypothetical. The coding region runs from base 1 to 498 and encodes 165 amino acids. The transcript is spliced from 2 exons. Lineage: Eukaryota; Fungi; Mucoromycota; Mucoromycetes; Mucorales; Phycomycetaceae. The record is from RefSeq and is a predicted model, not a curated record.
AUGGAUGGCAUAUACCCAACCUAUGCUGCUUUUGUUAAAAGCUUUAAGGACCCUCAGUCUGCAAGGCACAAGAACUUUGCAAAGACACAAGAGGCAGUCAGAACGGAUGUAGAGCGUGCAUUUGGUGUAUUGCAGACACGUUUUGCAAUAGUUGCUGGGCCAGCAAGAAUGCGGAGUCAGGAAACUCUGCAUGACAUUAUGACUACUUGUAUAAUCUUGCACAAUAUGAUUGUAGAGAAUGGUAGAGGAGAGAAAGAAUAUGUUGGUGAAGGUAAUGGAGUAGAAAGAGAAGUUGUGAGAGAAAGAUAUGAGGUGGAUACAUCCUUGAAUGGAAUGACGUCCUUGAUGCCCAGAUCAGAGAUAGUGCUUCCAGAUAGAAGCUUCACAAGUUUCAUCCAAAGAUAUAUGGCAAUUCAAAACUGUGAGCAACACUUUCAGUUGAGACACGAUCUCGUAGAAAGCUUGUGGCAAAGAAAAGGAGAUUCAUUAAUAAAAUAA